Molecule: messenger RNA, 1637 nt
Organism: Saccostrea echinata
Lineage: Eukaryota; Metazoa; Mollusca; Bivalvia; Ostreida; Ostreidae
Exons: 6
Coding region: 52-699 (215 amino acids)
Source: RefSeq, a predicted model, not a curated record
GAUACACCAAGUUUUCGAGGAUUGGACGCAUUAACAAACUACUUUAAAGAAAUGCCUCCUCAACAAAUAUUGGCAUGUGUGUUUGUUAUGAAUGCAUCGUGUAGCAACUGGUGCUUCUCGGAGAAUGGGGAAUGUUUACCUACAUUUCUUGUGGAACUACCGAAAUGCAUUGUAGAGUGUGAGAUGUUGAUGGGUGGUGAAAUUUUAUUUAUGAUAAAUAAAUGGGAGUCGGUCAUGACCACUCAUGAGGACACGGAAAAAUUUGAAGAUGAUGCUUGGUUUAAUAUCAAGCACACAAUUAUAACAGCACUCGGAAGACAGAGAAUAAAUCAGGAUAAUAUUUACAGAGUCAGUCUUGGAAAACAGAUGCGUCACGAAAACGAUGAACGUUUAUGUCGAGAAUAUACGAGAUUUGAAGAUACUGUAUGUGGAAUACUCGAAAAAAGAAAUACGGAGAACUUAUCAGCCCUCAAAACAAUUGCAAUCCAGUGCAGGUCGAUCAUGAAAAAGAAACUUAAAAAGAUGAAAAAAGAAAAGAGCAAGCAUAAAAAAUGGGAAUCAGAUUUAAAAGGAAGUUUGACAAAGUUGGAAAAUGUUUGUCCUCCUGUGGUAGAAACGGAGGAAUCUGAAUCUGACCUUGAAGAAAAAUUCAUCAGAAACUCCAAAAAGCGUAAAAAAAAGUCAGAUGAUUCAACAUAGUGUCCUUCAGAUUUGUGGAUACCAGAUUUCCGCAAACCUAUGUCAAGAGGAUAGUUAGCUGCCAACUUCAGUCUAGACGAACCUUGGCUCAAAAUCAAUCAAGAGUACCGACACUUGCCCUAUUCGUUACGUUAAACGCUCUGGGGUUCAUAUUUUGGCAUUGGAAUUGAAGACUUCACAGGUGGAUUCAAUUGUUUGUGGAACGACACCAUUUAAAAGAAGGCUGUUGCCAAAUAAAUUGAUGCUAAGCAGAAUCUGAUAUCAAUAUUGGUAUACCAUGACAAGAAGAAUGGUAUCAGAAGGAGUUUGUGAAAAUGUGGUUAAUAAGUCAAAAGACAACUAAGGAAAUAAAUAACAGAAGUUCAAAACCAGCAUUGAUACCAGUGGGUAGACUAAAAACGCAAAUUACAGCAGACGGACAACGGAUGAAAAUUUUCCGGAGUUGCGCAACCUUUUCCCUUAAAUAUGUAUUUUUAAUUAGCGAAUUGGAAAGGGCAUAUAAAGGGAUAGUGAGUUAAAAAGAAAUAUCCAUCCCUCAGGGCACGUCCUCGGGGAAUAGUUCCUGUCGCGGGAUCAAUAAGAGUGUCAAGGAGUGAAUUUAUGUAUUUCACUUUUACUUUUAUGUUUCAGCAUCUGUGUUAUAUUUAUCAAUUUGACAUCUCUCCUCCUCCUGUCCCACGGUAUCAAUGACAGUAUUGGAAGUUUUACAUUCAGCGUAGAGAUAAAAGGUUAAACAUUUCCUGUCUUGAGAAUUCUACCUAAAUUAAUGUCAACCAUAUUUCUUUUAAUGUUACAAUUUCAGUUUUAUUCCAUUUCAUUGGCUAUCUUUAGAAAUGUGGGAGGAGUCUGGGGGAAAGAGAUGAGAUUUGUGUGUAUGUUAGUUUUGAGUCUUAGAGUAGAGUUUUAGCGAGUUAAAUGUUACCUUUUGGAAUUUAUGA